CAACUACAACAAGGUCGACCGGUGCUGAAAGGUUUAUAAAGCGGGCGCAGCCAGAGAGUGGCUCAGUGGAGCAAGAAACAGCGUACCAGCAUGAGGACCUUGAUACUAAUGUGCGUGGUGGCGGCGGCCUGCGCUCAAUACGAAAAAGGUCACGUCAAGAUCCUUCAAGAUAAGAGGUACCAGGACGGUGCAACCUUCGGCAACUUCCGUGACCAGGAGGACGGCAUCAAAUAUUUCGAAGAGACGGACGCCCAGGGUAUCCGUCGAGGAUACUGGGAAUACCCAUCUGAGGGUACCCAGCCUCAUCGCGUAGAGUUCGAAGCUGGUCCAGGCAUUGGCUUCAGAAUCCUCAACUCCAACAUCCACGCACCUACUACCCAAGUCCAGCCUCAGCCCCAAUUCCAGCCCCAGCCCCAGUCAGCCCCUCACCCAAUUCAGCCCCAGCCAGGUCCUCACCCAGCCCAGCCCCGGCCAGGUCCUCGCCCAGCCCAGCCCCAGCCCCAAUUCCAGCCCCUCCCUGUCCACCAUAUAACAUCCUCCACACCCCAGCCUGGACCCCAGAACCUCUUCGACUACCCUGGAAACCUCGAGUUCUCCCGAAGCAGCCAGGGCCACCGCUUCAAGUUCACCGCUACUUAAAUCAAUCUUUUACGUCACCCAUUAUGCUCUUUUAAUUUCUCUCUCCGGUUUAGUAUCUUCCCCGCCUCUCACUGAUACCUCUCUUGAUAUCUUUCACUCUAUUGUAAAAAUCGAUACAGGUUAUUUCAGCCGAAAUAUUUCGCUUUUCAUUUUUUUUAUUAUCUUCGCCUCGUUCCACGUCUAAAGAUUAAGUCAAUGGUAACGAAACACUUUUUUCAUAAUUAGUCUCAAUCUCUAACUCUUUCAGCCGUGAAUUCUCUCUUUUAUCUUCUAAGUUCUUGUUCUCCUACACCUUCGCUCAAAUUUCUCCUGGUUCCUUGAGUAUUUUCCCCUCCAUUCUACCAACUCUUCCUCUCCUCCUUUCUCGCGUUUCUUAAUACCAACACUCAACAUUUCACCUUCCCUCCUUCAUUCUCCGUUUCUGUGCCUCCCUGCUUGAAGCGCCGUGUCCGCCCGCCACCACGACCAGUACUCCUAUAACAAAAGUGGAAGGAAGAUCUACGCCCCGUCGAAGUCUUCCCUCCCUCCCCAGGUCCUCUGCUCCACUUGAGACUCCUCCUCAGCUGACGUGAAAUUGUGGCUACGUCUACAGAUCGCCCCUGACAUCGUAGUCGUCUCAGGACCGAUGUGCUGAGUGAUCUAGUGAUAUCUAGUCCAUCAGAACACAAUAUCCAUUUAACAUUCUGAUUCACCGUGUUGAAGAGCUUUCAUGAUUCACAGACAAUUUUACGUUGUUAUGUUACGAUGCAAAAGUCGAAAAUUUGACAAAAAAAAAUUCUUUCCUCAACAGGGUAAAGUUCAUUCUUGUUUAAGGUAAUUAUGGAGAUCAGUAUCGAGGUCGAUUUUAACCCAUUACUUGGCGUGUCUUUACAACAAACGUCCCACAAGAAAAGUUCUCAUUCCGUUCCAUUUUACAACUGUCUUCAACUUUUGACUUCCCAAUUUCCAUUCUUGGUGAAAACAGGAAAAGCGAACCAUCCAAACCUAACAAUCUUGGAAUGUAUUUCAAUUAUGUUUGGUCAAGUAGGCCAGAAUAAGUCUUGUUUGUUAUAAAAUGAAGUGGCAUGAUACAGCAGCCACCAUUACGGUAAUGGACCUCGACUCUGACCUUCAUAACGAGCUACCCGACUCCGGUUUGGUUCACACCCUCGACAGAAUUCUGAGAUUGGACGAAGUGCGUCGCUAAGUCUCCUGACGGCGACCUCUUCCCUUCUUCUUCACGUCUCGCCUACCCGAUAUCGGAUACAUGGGCAUUGUUAGUCUGUACUUCCAUUACAAAGAAAAACCCUCAUGAUAAUUAUUACCCAUAGUUUCAUGAGUAAAUGUCACAUAACAGUUCCCACAGAAAAUGAUACAUAAAAAUAUAGUACGUGUAGUUCGUACCAAAACACAAGGGGUAAGUAAAAUCAUAAAAAAUAUAAAAGUAAUAGUAAAGGUAUGUAAGUAUUUUGAUAAUUAUUAUUUGAUGAUAUUGUUAAAUGAUUACCACUUUCAGAUGAAAUUCAAUAUGGAAAUUAUCUUAUGUAAAUCUGUCAAACUCAGCCUUUAUCAACAUAAUCACCAAUAUGUUGCCUGUCUCAAAAUUAACUCUUGAUAUAUUUAUCAAAAAAAAAAAUAGCCUAAUCAUACCAGUUAAUGAAACCCCAACAAAAACAUUUGAGAGAAAAUAUAAACAUUACAAAAACAAAAAUAAUUUUAGAUGAAAUGUUAUCAAAAACCUUAAAAAGUUGGCUCUUCAAUUUGUAACCUUCUUGAGUUCAUUAAACAUUCAGAUAAUUCAGUUUGCGAAGUAUAAAGUCACAAUUCAUCAGUGUAAAACGUCUUAGGUUAAAUGCUUGAGUUCUCAUUGUUAUUCAUCUUUCUCAAGUUAAUUUCAUAAUGUCUGUGAAACAAUGUCUAACUGAAUAACAUGUGACACACUGACAUGUGAGUUAGCCCCUCAGGUGUCCCCAAUUAACGGUGCCACAUUGCUGUCAUGCCCGGAGUCUCCAUAUGUUGAUUUUCUGAUGCAUUGCAAAAGUAGUUCAACGGCAGAGUUACUGACGUUCUCUCAAGCAAUCAUUGGAAUUAUGUGUGUGUGUAUAUUUUUGUAUAAAGAAAUGUGCCCAAUAAAUUAUUAAAAGGAA
Homarus americanus (American lobster) is the source of this 2765-nucleotide messenger RNA. Its product is annotated as extensin-like. The record is from RefSeq and is a predicted model, not a curated record. Lineage: Eukaryota; Metazoa; Arthropoda; Malacostraca; Decapoda; Nephropidae. The transcript is spliced from 3 exons. The coding region runs from base 91 to 639 and encodes 182 amino acids.